AUGAGCGAGCUGCAAAAAUCAUUCGCCAAAGCAAAGCUGGCCAAGCUCCCCGUCGAGCCGCCCAUGUCCGCCAUGGAUGCCCUAGAAGAGGAGGAUUCCUCCGGCUCGUCCACCGGGACGGUGACUCCGUCCCCGAGUAAACGGUUGUUUGCCCGACCCGAUCGAGAAUCCGCCUCCUCCACCCUGAGCUGGACCGACUUCUUCGCGCAGGAGCUCUUCCUCCGCGAAGACGUCGCCAACACCCAGAUCACCCACCAUGUAUACCUGACACCGCCCACGGGCUCCGGCCCUCUCUUCGUCAUGCACCACGGCGCCGGCUCCUCGGGCCUCUCCUUCGCCACUUGCGCAGAGGAAAUCCGCAAGCUCCUCCCCACCGCCGGCGUGCUGUCCCUCGACGCCCGCGACCACGGCCAGACCACCGUCACCGCCGCGGACGGCCACUCGCCCGUCGCGCUGGACCUCAGUCUGGACACGCUGAACCGCGACCUCGUCUUCGUGGUCCGCGCGACGCAGUCGCACAUGGCCUGGGACAGUCUGCCCGAUCUCGUCCUCGUGGGCCACAGCCUCGGCGGCGCGGUCAUCACCGACGUCGCGAGGAAGGGCGAGCUGGGGCCGAAGGUGCUGGCGUAUGCCGUGCUGGAUGUGGUGGAGGGCUCGGCAAUGGACGCCCUCCAAAGCAUGGAGCAGUACCUCUCCACGCGACCCUCGCGCUUCCCCUCGCUGACCUCCGGGAUCGAAUGGCACACACGCUCGCGCACGCUUCGAAACCGCACCUCCGCGCGGGUGUCUGUCCCCUCCCUACUCUACGAGGAGGAAGCUUCCUCCGACCCGUCCAAACCAUGGGUGUGGCGCACGAAUCUCGCCGAGACCAAGCCCUUCUGGGAGAACUGGUUCAUCGGGCUGAGCAGGAAGUUCCUCGAAGCGCGCGGCGGCAAAUUGCUUCUUCUCGCCGGCACGGAUCGACUCGAUAAGGAGUUGAUGAUUGGGCAGAUGCAGGGCAAAUACCAAUUACAAGUCCUGCCUGAAGCGGGCCACUUCAUCCAGGAAGACCAGCCGGCCAAGACGGCGCAGAUCCUCGUGGAUUUUUACAAACGCAACGACCGCAGUGCGUUGGUGCUGCCGCCCAAGGUGGCGGAUAUGCAGGCUUCCGCUGCGAUGAAGAAGGGAGGCAGUAUGGGCAAUCCCCUGGGACGACCGCAGGAUCACAAGUAG
This is a messenger RNA of Aspergillus terreus NIH2624, 1212 nucleotides long. It is a transcript of the gene ppe1, whose product is annotated as carboxylesterase-mitochondrial 37S ribosomal protein YmS2. Gene Ontology annotation, biological process: protein demethylation. The record is from RefSeq and is a predicted model, not a curated record. The transcript is spliced from 5 exons. NCBI's taxonomy places the organism in Eukaryota, Fungi, Ascomycota, Eurotiomycetes, Eurotiales, Aspergillaceae. Gene Ontology annotation, molecular function: protein methylesterase activity. The coding region runs from base 1 to 1212 and encodes 403 amino acids.